AGCCGUAGCGACGUUCGUCGGAGUUCAGACGAGCGGAGGGAGCAAAAUGGCGGACGAAGAUAUUACGCUUGAUGGAAAACCUCUACAGUCGCUCCGAGUUGCUGAUUUGAAAGCCGCUCUGGAGCAAAGGAACCUACCGAAAAGCGGGCAGAAGAACACUCUCAUAAAGAGGCUUAGAGGGGCUCUAAUGCUGGAAAACCUCCAGAGGUCAUCGUCUUCUCACAGUGGGCUCCAGCCUAACUCUCAGAUAGGAGAAGAGAUGUGUCAGAACAGUUUCAUUAAACAGUACCUGGCCCAGCAGCAAGAGCUCCUGCGUCAGAGGCUUGCGAGAGAGGCCAAAAAGGAAGAGGAGGCCGAUGAAAGCGCAACUGGACCAGAAGAGGAUGAAGACCACUCAGAAGACAAUGACAGCCCUUCCUUUGUCAGUAAGCAUCCAGGGACCCUGAAUCAGGCCUCGGCUCCUGAGGCCGGAGGAGAAAAUCUGGUGAUUGGUCACCGACCUGCUGCUGUGUCCCACCACCGAGAGUCCAUCGAAGCGCCGAGAGCCAGGAUGCAGCGGUCCUCCUUCCAGCAGGGACACAAGGAGCCAGCGGCCGCAUCUCCUCCUCGAGCCGUUGCCUCCUUCUCUGUGCGUGUCCUGGGACAACCGGACAGCCAGGGACACCCGGCCACGGCGCCCCCCGGCCAGGAGAAGGACGCCGCCUCCCUAAGCUCUCCCCGAACGGCCCAGCCUGCGCUCAAUCUCAGCCGAUCCUCCCGCAGUUCGGCUGACAACCACGUCCAGAACGACAGCGACGAAGAUGACGACGACGACAGCGACGAGGACGAGGACUGGGGGCCCAGUUCCGGAGGGGCGCGAAAGAGAAAGGCAGCGGUUCCCUCAAAGCAGCAGGUGGCUCCCAGUAUGUCGUCAUCUGCUGCAGGGAGAUCCAAACGCAAACUCCAGCCUCCUCAGCACAUCCCACCUCCGCAGGUCCACGACACUCCCAUGCAGCUGCGCCACCCCACACCUCCUCCAUCUCCGCCCCCGAACCUGUUCCCCCUGCCCGACACUCCAAAGCAAAGCCCCCCCGACGAUCAGGAGCGAGAUGGUGAACGUGGCGCAGGAAUGGCGUCCUUCCCACCUCCCACCACGCAGAGGCAGGACUCCGACUCCAGCUCUGGCUCCAGCAGCCCCGAACCUCCGGUGAAGCGUCGCACCGGCCCGCUGUCGCUGCUCAUGCACAGGAUGGAGUCAGAGGAAGCAACCUCAUCCCCCGGGUUCUCCGGAGAAACGGCACACUCGACUGCCACGUGUUCCAGCGAAUCCCCCCUUCAAUCAGCGGAAACCAAAACGCAACAGGAAGCCAGAGAGAUGGAGGACGAGAAACAGCUGAAGGAGGAGAAGGAGAGUCUUAAAGCACAGGAGCGAGAACGGGAGAAGAAACGCUUGGAGGAGGAGAGGGAGAAGGAGAGAAAUCGGCUGGAAGAGGAGAGGAAGCAGCGGCUGAAAGAGGAACAGGAAAAGGAGAAAAGACACAAGGAAGAGGAAAACGAAAAGAAACGCAGGGAGGAGGAGAAGAGACGAGAGACGAGGCUGAAAGAGGAGGAAGAAGAGAAAAAAGUGAAGAACGACCGGAGAGCAGCAGCUGAAGAAAAAGAUUCAGGUUCCUCCUCUGAUUCCGACUCCAAAUCAGAGUCCUCCUCACGCUCAUCAUCUUCAUCAUCAUCAUCCUCGUCUUCCUCCUCCAGGGAUAAAAUUCAACCUGCCAGUCAGCUGAAGAAAGCAGACCAAGACCAAGAGCCUGAGGUUCAUAAAAAGACUGAGUUCAGAAAAGACUCAGAGAAACCUAACCUUUCAAAAAGGGAGGUAUCUGAACCGAGCACGGCCGCUGUUACGGAAGCAGAACCGGACUCUGAGAGCUCCAUGGCCCAGCAGCCAGCUUCUGGGGCUGAGCCAGAGAGCAGCGACAGCCGCAUGGAGGAGAGCACCACUCCUAAGGCUUUUGCUGCUCGCAAGAUCUCCCUGUCCACCAGCAAGGUGUCUCCGGCCGGCACAGACGGAGGAACGGGAGAGCCCGAAACAGGAAGUGCAGCAGGGAGGAAGAGGCGGUGGGGCUCCAGCACAGCAGUCACGGUUAAGAAGCCAUCGAUCAGCAUUACCACAGACUCCCUGAAGUCUUUGAUUCCAGACAUCAAGGUGAACCAGGACGCAGUGGUGGACCUUCACCCCGAGGAGCUGCAGAUGUCCGGAGACGAGGAGAACUCCGACGCCGGUCGGAGCGACCCAGACAAAGGUCUCAAGAUCCGACGCACUGUCACGCAGGUUGUUCCCAGUGAAAGCCAGGAAAAUGGCCAGACUAACGUCGAAGAAGAAAUGGAGAAAUCAGAGGAUGAAAAACAACACAAGACGUCUAGAGACGCAAAGAAGAGCAGUGUCUCUGAUGAAGCGUCCGAACCACAGAUGUCUGUCAAACUAGAAGGAGAGCCAAAGAAAGUGACUCCCAGCGACAGCCUGGUGCGGCGCUCCAUCAGUCAGCAGAAGUCUGGCGUUUCCGUCACCAUCGACGACCCCGUGCGCGCAGCCAGGCAGCCGUCGCCGCCUCGCGGGAAAGUUUCUAACAUCAUCCAUGUUAUAAAUCUGGUCCGACCGUUCACUCUGCUCCAACUCAAAGAGCUGCUGAACCGAACAGGGAGCGUGGUGGAGGACGGCUUCUGGAUCGACAAGAUCAAGUCUCACUGCUACGUCACGUACGCGACGGCGGAGGAAGCGGUCGCCACCAGGACGGCUCUUCAUGGAGUCAAAUGGCCGCCUAGCAACCCCAAGGUGCUGGGUGUGGACUUCUGUGAGCAAGAUGAGUUGGAUUACCACAAAGGCAUCCGGAAGCCAGAGAAAGACCAGCAGGAUCACGCCGCCCCGGCUGCCCCUCCUCAGCCCCGACUGCCCCCUCUGAUGCCUGUGCGAGACAGGGACAAAGACCAGGACCGGGACCGCGAGCGGGACAGGGAGCGGGACAGGGACAGAGGUGUGCGCGACCUGCUGGCAGAGCGACAGAGGGAGAUGGAGCGGCGGGAGCGGGCGCGAGGAGAGCGGGAGUGGGACCGGGACAAGGUGCGGGAAUUUGCGAGACCCGGAGAGGAGGGACGGCGAUCGCGGUCCAGAGAGCGGGAGCGCCGGAGGAGGGAGCGAGCCAAGAGCAAAGAAAAGAAGAGCGACAAGAAGGAGAAAGGAGAUGAGCCUCCUGCUAAACUGCUGGAUGACUUGUUCCUCAAGACCAAAGCAGCUCCCUGCAUAUACUGGCUCCCCCUCACUGAGGAGCAGGCGAACCAGAGGCUUUUGGACCGCGUGGAACGGCAGAAGGAGCGCGAGCGAAAGCGCAAGGAGCUGGAGGAGGAGGACAAAAAGCGUGACGAGGAGAAAAGAGAGAGGCUCAAGGGCCGGGAGAAGGAAGGCGGCGGCGGUGGAGGUGCCGGCGGUGGAGGUGCCGGCGGUGGAGGCGCCGGCGGAGGUGCCGCAGCGAGCAGCGGGGUGCCUGGGAGAGGAGGCGAUGCCGACAGAGAGCGAGGCCGAGACAGAGAGGGGGACAAGAGGAGAGACAGCAACCACCGAUCCAGACGACCCUCCCCGGGGCCCGCCAGCGCCCGGCGCUCCCGCAGCCGCAGCAACCCCCGGGACAGGCGCCGCUGAGGCGCUGGACGCUGCGGGGAAUGAUGAAGAGAAGGGAGGGGGAGGCAGAGGACGCAGCAGAGACGGAAGUCUUGUGGUCCUCAGCCUCCGCCUCGCCACACUUCAGAAGGCUCAACAUGACACCGGUGUCUUCCACGCUCCUGUCGUUGCCCCCUCCUCUUUGUCGUUCGAUUGCAGAAAACCAUUUCUGAUUUAUAGGAAAGUGUCCGUUUCUCUUCGUCCCUCGAAGCGGUCUUCCUUCCACCAGUUCUUUUGUUUCCGUUUUUGUCGAUCCUCCGUCACUGAAGAGAUGUAUAGCGGAGGGCGGUUGUUUUCAUGCUUCCCGCUUCGUUUUGUCCCACUGAGGUUUUGGGGACCGCCUGACUAUUUUAGCUCUGUGGUCGUGCAGUUCCUUCCUCCUCAGAGCCCUGUAAUAAACCCAGUCCAGAAUAGAUCCCUGACCGUGACCCGACAUGAUUUCUAGCAGUCGUUUUACUGAUCAGCACUAAAAGUCAAAUAUAACUAUACAUGUAAAUACCACAAAAUUUACAAAUGGCCCCUAGUCAAAGUGAAAGUUGUUUUAUUUUUGAACGGUAAUUAUUUUCCCAGAUGGUUGUCAAGUCGGAGCAGGUGAGUCAGAGAAGACCUGGUCUCCACACCGAAACAAGCGAGACAGGAAAACGUGUCACACCGAGCCGACGCGAAGGAAACGGAUCUGUAAAGCCGACCCGCCUCACCCCUCAUACUUAGGAACGCAAGAAUACAAAAGUUUAUCUUCUGAUAGAGUAACAUUUGCAGUUUUAAUAUUUUACUUUUUUUUUUUAGUUUGUUUUUUGUUUCCUUCUCCAAGUGCUGAAUGUACCAAGAAUUUAAGAAAUGAAUAAAUUGGUUUACCACACCGUC
Poeciliopsis prolifica (blackstripe livebearer) is the source of this 4549-nucleotide messenger RNA. RefSeq names its product apoptotic chromatin condensation inducer 1b (gene acin1b). Gene Ontology annotation, molecular function: nucleic acid binding. The record is from RefSeq and is a predicted model, not a curated record. Bases 47 to 3667 code for a protein of 1206 amino acids. NCBI's taxonomy places the organism in Eukaryota, Metazoa, Chordata, Actinopteri, Cyprinodontiformes, Poeciliidae. The transcript has 17 exons.